CGCUUUGCUCAAAGUUUGGAGGACAACAAGAUAGUUGGAUCCACAGGUGAAAAGGAAACUGAAACCAGUGACUUGAUGCUAAGUAAAUUCAAGACAUGGGUAAAGGCUUCUUCAUCAGCAAAGUGGUGGCAGUGGUCUGCGUGGUUGUAGCCAUCAGUGCUGUGGCCACCAUCAUAGCCCUCUCAGUUGUUUAUGCUCAGGAGAAAUCAAAGAAUCAAGAGACUCCGGCGACUGCAACGACUGGAACGACUGCUGGACCUGGCACCCAGACCACCACACCCUCCACCCCAAAAGAGCCCUGGCAGCACUACAGACUUCCAGAUUCAUUGUCUCCUAUCUCAUACAAUGUGACCCUGUGGCCCCGGCUGACUCCCAACCCUGAUGGCCUCUACAUCUUCAGUGGAUACUCCACGGUGCUGUUCACAUGCGUGAACGAGACUGACCUCAUUCUCAUCCACUCCAACAAGCUGAACUUCACAAUGUUUGACGGAUACCACGCACAGCUGAAAGCUAUGGAUGGAGCCUCUGCACCCCAGCUGAAAAAGAGUUGGCUGGAGGUUCCUACUCAGUAUCUGGUGAUCCAGCUUAGCAGCCCUAUGCAGGCCGGCAGCACUUAUGAGCUCUUCACAGAGUUUGUCGGAGAGCUGGCUGAUGACCUGGGAGGAUUCUACAGGAGUGAAUAUUAUGAAGACGGCGUGCGAAAAAUUUUGGCCACGACUCAAAUGCAGCCGACGGACGCGAGGAAAGCCUUCCCCUGCUUCGAUGAACCAGCUAUGAAAGCCGUCUUCCACAUGACUCUCAUUCACCCUCACGGGACUGUGGCUCUGUCUAACUCCAUGAACUAUGAACCUAUAAACAUCACCACUCCGGAUGGUUUGAAUUUAAUCCAGACAAGCUUUGGACCCACAGAGAUUAUGUCAACCUACCUGCUGGCUUUUGUUGUGUGUGACUUUGGAUUCAUUCAGUCAGAUCUAGGUGCAGAGGUUUUGAUCAGGAUCUGGGCUCGCAGGAAGGCUAUAGAUGAGGGCCAGGGUGCAUAUGCUCUGGAGAAGACUGGACCCAUACUGUCUUUCUUUGAGAAGUACUACAAAAUUCCCUACCCCCUUAAAAAGUCAGACCAGAUCGCUCUGCCUGACUUCAGUGCUGGAGCCAUGGAGAACUGGGGUCUGAUCACCUACAGAGAGACUGCGCUCUUAUACAAUCCUGCAGUGUCAUCUAACGGAGAUAAAGAGUGGGUGGCAACAGUCAUCUCCCACGAGCUGGCUCAUAUGUGGUUUGGAAACUUAGUGACCACGAGGUGGUGGAAUGACUUGUGGCUUAAUGAGGGAUUUGCCACCUACGUUUCUUAUCUUGGAGCCAACUACACAGAGCCAGACUGGAAUAUGAGCGAUUUAAUAGUUUUGAACGAGAUCAUUGGUGUGAUGGCUGUGGACGCUUUGGCCUCUUCCCAUCCCCUCUCAUCCAAAGAGGCGGACGUCAUGAGACCAGAGGACAUAAAUGCACUGUUUGACUCCAUCACAUACAGCAAGGGAGCUGCAGUUCUCAGGAUGCUCUCCAGCUUCAUCACCGAGGAGGUCUUUUCAAAUGGACUCAGUAUGUAUUUAGAAGAGUUCAAAUAUAAAAACACAGUCUACCAAGACCUGUGGAAGAACCUGCAAACGGCAGUGGAUAAUGCUGGCAUACAGCUGCCCCACUCUGUGGAAGUGAUUAUGAACCGGUGGAUCCUACAGAUGGGAUUCCCAGUGGUCACCAUCGACACCAGUACUGGAAAAAUCUCUCAGAAGCACUUCCUGUUGAACCCAGAUUCUGUGGUGGACGUACCUUCAGAGUUCAAUUAUGAGUGGUUUGUCCCUAUUACCUGGAUUAAGACUGGUGCAGCUAAAGAUCAGUACUGGCUUCUUACCAAAGAAGCAACAAACCCAGACAUGACGAUUGGUGCUAGUGAAUGGUUGAUAGCCAACAUAGACAUGAAGGGCUUUUAUAGAGUAAAUUAUGAUUCUGAAAACUGGGACCGUAUCCUCACCAAGCUGAGCACCCAACAUCAGGCUAUUCCAGUGAUCAACCGCGCUCAGAUUAUUGACGAUGCAUUUAACCUGGCAAGGGCGAAGAUAGUCAGCACAACUCUGGCUCUGAGCACUACGAGGUUCCUCAACGCGGAAUUGGAGUACAUGCCCUGGCAGACGGCCACUCGCAACUUGGACUACUUUGUCCUCAUGUUUGACCGCAGCGAAGUGUACGGACCCAUGCAGGGUUACAUAAAUAAAAAGGUCACCCCUCUAUUUAAACACUUCAAAGAUCUCACUGCCAACUGGACAAAGAUCCCUGAAAAGCACACCGACCAGUACAAUCAGGUGAACGCACUCUCCUGGGGCUGCAGCACAGGAGUGGAGGGUUGUAAGGAACUGACAACAGCGUGGUUCAAAGAGUGGAUGGACAACCCUGAUAAUAACAAGAUUAGCCCCAACUUGAGGACCACAGUGUACUGCAGUGCAAUUGCUGAAGGAGGAGUGGUGGAGUGGGACUUUGCCUGGGGAAUGUAUAGGAAUGCUACCAUUGCCUCGGAGGCUGAAAAACUUUUGUAUGCUCUGUCCUGCACCAAACAGCCCUGGCUGCUGAACAGGUAUCUGGAAUACUGUCUGGUCCCAGAGAUGAUCCGUAAGCAGGAUGCCACCUUCACCAUCAAUUACAUUGCCGGUAAUCCAAUUGGACAGCCCCUGGCUUGGGACUUUAUUAGAGCCAACUGGGAUCACAUUUUCAAUAACUAUGGUGGAGGAUCAAUGUCCUUUGGAAGACUUAUUAAUGGAGUGACCAAACGUUUCUCCUCUGAGUUUGAGUAUAAGCAGCUGCUGCAGUUUAAAGAAGACAACAUAAACCAACUUGGCUCAGCUGCCUCAUCUCUUGAGCAGGCGCUUGAGAGAACCAAGGCCAACAUGGACUGGUUGGCUCUGAAUAAGAAACUAGUGUUUGACUGGUUCACCAAUGAAAUCUCAGGGAGAGUUUGAUAACUGAAACACAGUUUUCACUUUUUAAAUGUCGAAAAUGUUCAAAUCUUUAACUUUGCUGAAAGCAAAUGUAUUUUUGAAAUAUAUAUAUUUUAAAUGUAUUGGAGAUUUUUUUAAUUGUAAAUUUUUGAUUAAAAAAGGCUUUUUAAGAAUAAAAAAGGAUUUGAUUAAUUCUCUUGGUUUUUGUGUGUGUUGGCACGUUAACUUUUAAUAUGUUAUAGGG
This is a messenger RNA of Maylandia zebra (zebra mbuna), 3225 nucleotides long. Its product is annotated as aminopeptidase Ey. The record is from RefSeq and is a predicted model, not a curated record. Gene Ontology annotation, molecular function: zinc ion binding; metalloaminopeptidase activity; peptide binding. Gene Ontology annotation, biological process: peptide catabolic process; proteolysis. Gene Ontology annotation, cellular component: plasma membrane; cytoplasm. NCBI's taxonomy places the organism in Eukaryota, Metazoa, Chordata, Actinopteri, Cichliformes, Cichlidae.